Molecule: messenger RNA, 3943 nt
Organism: Lynx canadensis (Canada lynx)
Lineage: Eukaryota; Metazoa; Chordata; Mammalia; Carnivora; Felidae
Gene: STAU1
Product: staufen double-stranded RNA binding protein 1
Exons: 16
Coding region: 376-2412 (678 amino acids)
Source: RefSeq, a predicted model, not a curated record
GCGUUUGCGCCGGCGGCCGCCGCGUCUGGCUCGGCUCCCCCCUUCCUCUGACCCCCGGCCCGGCGGCGCCCGCCUUCUCCGCGGCCACUCCGCCUCUUCCCUCCUGCCGUUCCCUUCCUCCUCUCCCUUCUUCCUUCCUCCUUCCCCUCCUCGCCGCCCCCGUCGCCGCCGCCGCCGCCCAGGACCGCCGGCCGGGGGACGAGCUCGGAGCAGCAGCCAGGAGUUUCCUAACCACAUAACCUCUCAGAACUGAACCAAAACAACAUUAUUCCUGGAGCACCUCUUUUUAAGGUAGAACUUUAGACUUCAUAGCACUGAAUUAACCUGCACUGAAAGCUGUUUACCUGCAGUUGUUCACUUUUGUUGAAAGUGACCAUGUCUCAAGUUCAAGUGCAAGUUCAGAACCCAUCUGCUGCUCUCUCAGGGAGCCAAAUACUGAACAAGAACCAGUCUCUUCUCUCACAGCCUUUGAUGAGUAUUCCUUCUACUGCUAGCUCUCUGCCCUCUGAAAAUGCAGGUAGACCUAUUCAAAACUCUGCUUUACCCUCUGCAUCUAUCACACCCACCAGUGCAGCUGCAGUUCCUUCUAGCAUGGCACACCCCAAAGAGAAAACCCCAAUGUGUCUUGUGAAUGAGUUAGCCCGUUUCAACAAGAUUCAGCCUGAGUAUAAGCUUUUGCGUGAGCAAGGUCCAGCUCACUGUAAGGUGUUUACAGUACAGCUAACACUUGGAGAUCAGCACUGGGAAGCUGAAGGAACUAGUGUUAAAAAAGCCCAGCACACAGCUGCUGCCAAAGCUUUGGAAGGAACAAAAUUUCCUAAACCCAUAGUCCGCCCUUUUCGUAGCGAAGGAAGGAAUCCAGAAAGCAUAACCCCUACUGUAGAGCUAAAUGCACUGUGCAUGAAACUUGGAAAAAAACCAAUGUAUAAGCCUGUCGACCCUUACUCUCGGAUGCAGUCCACCUAUAACUACAACAUGAGAGGAGGUGCUUAUCCCCCAAGGUACUUUUACCCAUUUCCAGUACCGCCUUUACUUUAUCAAGUUGAGCUUUCUGUGGGAGGACAGCAGUUCAGUGGGAAAGGAAAGACAAGACAGGCUGCAAAACACGAUGCUGCUGCGAAAGCCUUGCGGACCCUGCAAAGCGAGCCCCCACCGGAGAGGCUGGAGGUGAGGCGGGCGGGCGAGCAGGUGAAUGGAAGAGAAUCAGAAGAAGAAAAUCUCAAUAAAUCUGAAAUAAGUCAAGUGUUUGAGAUUGCACUUAAACGGAACUUGCCUGUGAAUUUUGAGGUUGCCCGGGAGAGUGGCCCCCCCCACAUGAAGAGCUUCGUGACCAAGGUGUCAGUUGGGGAGUUUGUGGGAGAAGGUGAAGGGAAGAGCAAGAAGAUUUCGAAGAAAAAUGCUGCCAUAGCUGUUCUUGAGGAGCUGAAGAAGUUGCCACCCCUACCCACAGUCGAGCGAGUGAAGCCCAGAAUCAAAAAGAAAACAAAAUCCAUAGUCAGGCUACAGAGCAGCACAGACUAUGGCCAGGGGAUGAACCCGAUCAGCAGGCUGGCCCAGAUCCAGCAGGCGAAAAAGGAGAAGGAGCCGGAGUACAUGCUUCUGACGGAGCGAGGCCUCCCACGCCGCAGAGAGUUUGUGAUGCAGGUCAAGGUGGGAAACCAUACCGCGGAAGGAACAGGCACCAAUAAGAAGGUGGCCAAACGCAACGCAGCCGAGAACAUGCUGGAGAUCCUUGGUUUCAAAGUCCCACAGGCUCAGCCCACCAAACCAGCCCUCAAAUCAGAGGAGAAGACACCAGUAAAAAAACCAGGGGAUGGAAGAAAAGUAACCUUUUUUGAACCUGGCUCUGGGGAUGAAAAUGGGACUAGCAAUAAAGAGGAUGAGUUUAGGAUGCCUUAUCUUAGCCAUCAGCAGCUGCCCGCUGGGAUUCUUCCCAUGGUGCCCGAGGUUGCCCAGGCCGUAGGAGUCAGUCAAGGACACCACACCAAAGAUUUCACCAGGGCAGCUCCGAAUCCUGCCAAGGCCACGGUAACUGCCAUGAUAGCCCGUGAAUUGUUAUAUGGGGGCACCUCGCCCACAGCCGAGACCAUUUUAAAGAAUAACAUCUCUUCAGGCCACGUACCCCAUGGACCCCUCACAAGACCCUCUGAGCAGUUGGACUAUCUUUCCAGAGUCCAGGGAUUCCAGGUGGAAUACAAAGACUUCCCCAAAAACAACAAGAACGAAUUUGUAUCUCUUAUCAAUUGCUCCUCUCAGCCACCUCUGAUCAGCCACGGGAUUGGAAAGGAUGUGGAAUCCUGCCAUGACAUGGCCGCACUGAACAUUUUAAAGUUGCUGUCUGAGUUGGACCAACAAAGUACAGAGAUGCCAAGAACAGGAAAUGGCCCAGUGUCUGUGUGUGGAAGGUGCUGAACCUUUUCUGGCCACGAACCGUUGUUAAAACCCCAACAUAUAUACUGAAAAUACUGAAACUGCUUUGAGAAUUUGGAAUUUCUGAUACCUCCAGUGGGCUGAGACACGUGCUGGGUAAAGAAGCAGAGAGGCGGCAGUGGUGACGAAGGCGGGGACGCAAGGAGGCAGUGUGGCUGCGCGUGCGCGGUGUUUUGUGCCACACGCAGGCAGCUGCUUGCUGAGGGGUGCUGCGAGGCCUGCCAAGCGGCCCUGGCUUGACCGGGAAACCAGCAGGCCCUGGCCCCUGGCACCUCGGUGCUCGGCUGUCGUCACCCUUUGGGCCGUGUUAAGGACACAGGAGAGAGCGCGCGCAACCUUUCUCAGACUGGCUCACGCAGACGCUUGGGACAAACCCUGGACACCCAUGCCGGGGACAGGGGCCUUAGACCAGCCCCAGAGCCGAAAGCACCAGAGAAAAUCAAAUGCUUCCUACUCGGCACCAACCAUUCUAGUGUGCUAUGGCCCCACCUCCGUGGUGCCCACACCGUCCCCACUGCUUUCUCUUCCAACAGAUACGUACUCUUAGUUUUCUUAUUUUCUUUUGAUUGAAAUGACACUAUAUAAAUUUUCAUUUGAGAGUUUCUCAAUUGUAUCUAGUUACAUAGCACAGUUUAGAAACUUGCCCGAGACUGACCCUACUGGAAAUCUAAUCAGCAGAGAUCAUAUCCGUGUGUAUGUGGUUCCACAUUCUUACUUUGUCAGACUGAGCCAGGACCGUUGCAGCAAUGCGGACGGUGUGCCCUCUGGUUCAGCUGCAACGGUCCUGGACUUGUCAGCAUCCUGGAUGAAGUCUCCCAUGGUUGUAUAAAUUGGACAGUUUAGGAGUUUUAAACUUUAAUGAUCAUUUGUUUCCUUUUCUGUUUUAUUUUUGUUAAUGCAACAGGACUUAAAUGAAUUUUGGUCUUUGUUUUAAAGAUUAUUAAAAAAAAAUUGUGUGUCUAUACAUACGGCUCUUGAGGACACGUGGCUUUCACACUACAGGAUAUGGUCUCCGUGUUGUACGUCUAAACCCGCAGAUGGAUUUUCCUGGCGUGCUUUGUACCGCUGUUACAUCUCCAUGUAGGGCGGCAGAGAGUGGCCUGUGUUGAGCUCCGAAACUGUUGCUUUUGAUGUUGUGUUACUGCGCACAGAAGCGUGUGCGGUAAGGUCCUGCAUAUGGUCCAGAUGAAAAGCACCGUAGUCUUGCGAGUUAAGUACUGCUUUUGUUCGAUUCAUUGUUUACGCUGGAAUUUUAUCUCCCCAUGGAAUGUAAGUAAAACAUAGUGUUUGUCACCAAUAAAUGGUAAUACUAAAUUUUUUUUGUUAAUUUAUUCUCAGAUGCCACUACUGCUAGGUAGGUCCCCUCCCAACCUACCUCUUACCCUUUUUUUUUUUUUUUUAAGGAAAAAACAAAACAAAACUUUGUAAUGCUUGUGAUUCUGUUUGGGCAAAAUUCUGAAGAUCUGAAAUGACUUUAUAUCAAACCAUUGAUCAAUAAACAGCUACUAAUGAA